CCGAGAAAGUUCCUCCAGAUACUGUCACAUUACAAAUACAAAAACCUGUUGCGAUUUAAACUUAAAGUCUUGAGGAAAAGUUGUUUCGUAAAUAUGUCUAGGAGAGGUUGUCGUCUGUCAUCUGUCGAGGUUUUGUUUUUGACGCUGUUGAUUGUUCUGUUUGUGGUGUGCGUGAGUCUUAUCGUCGUCUCUUGGCUUGCGCUGGACAAAAAUGCUUUAGGAAAGGAUGAAUCAGGUUCAGGGUUUACUGGAAGACUUGUUAUCACAAAUGGAGCCGUCUUCACCGCUGAACUCCUCAACAGAACCAGUGUGCAGUUUAAAUCUUUGGCUUAUGAUACUGAGCAGAAGAUAAAUGACGCCUACAGUCGUAGUUCCCUUAUAGAGCAGUUUCAAAGCUGCAAGAUCAAUGAAUUCAGCGAGGGAAGUGUUGUUGUGCACUUUGACGUCCUCUUCCGUGCUGUUCUGGAUUCUAACACGGCACAAGAAGCGUUGAUAGAUGGUUUAAAACAGGGUGACUCUGGAUCUAAUGAAGGACUUGUGAUUGACAGCAGCAGUGUACAGAUCUCAGAUAAAGAAAGUACAACAAAGAUGCCAUCUUCAAUUAAACCGGUGAAGUGUCAAGAUCAACAGAAAGAAUGUGUGGAUGGUACAUGUAUAUCCACAAGUCAGUUCUGUGAUGGAAUAAACGACUGUCCUGACAAUUCAGAUGAGCAUCAUCGUCUCUGUGCAACUGCGUGUGAUGGACAGUUUCUUCUGCUCGGUCCGACUGGAUCCUUCCACUCGAAAAACUUUCCGCAGGAAUACGACAUCGACAUGACGUGUCGUUGGGUCAUACGUGUAAACGACGGCCUAGCCAUCAAAAUAACCUUCCUUGCUUUUCAUACGGAGGAAGACAUUGAUGUUCUUGACCUGUAUGAGGGACUGGGACUGACGAAAAAUUUAACAUAUUCUCUCUCCGGAACGGUGCCAGGAAACAUCUGGCUUUUAUCUCAUGAAGCCACGGUUGAAUUUCACACAGACUUCAUUAACAACUUUCAGGGCUUCAACGCUAGUUACACAGAAGAGAACAUCAGUCAUAUUUCGAAUGAAGACAAGAUAAACUGUUCAUUUGAAGAAGAUUUUUGUUUCUGGAGGCAGGAACUCAAACAUGAUCAAGGAGACUGGUUGAGAGGCCGUGGCUCUAUUCCUCCACUUGGCACCGGCCCGAGUUUUGAUCACACGCUGGCCAACCGAUCAGGGUACUACAUAGUGACCCCUAGAAGUGCAGGAAGUUUGGAAAAGAAAUUUCGUCUCUGUAGUCUUCCACUGUCUCCUGUGAACAAAUCUAUGUGUCUGAGAUUCUGGUAUCAUAUGUUUGGAGAUGAAGUUUGGCGUCUGAUAGUCACGACGGAGGAAGGAUCGACUGUUACUGUCCUCUUUGAGAAGGAAGGGAACUACGGUGACAACUGGAACUACGGCCAAGCCACACUGAACAGCACAUUAAAUGUUGUGGUUGUGUUUGAAGCACAGAAAAGGCCGGGCGUCCUGAAUGAUAUCGCUCUCGAUGACAUCAGCAUUGAGCUUGGUCCCUGUGGGGAGGGUCCUCCAGAGCCCACCCCAGUCCCCCCGCCCAUCACUCCUCCUCCCAUGCCAGUUGACUGUGGGGGUCCGUUUGACCUCUAUGAGACAAACUCAACAUUCAGUUCUCCAAAUUAUCCACAAGGCUAUGGAUCGAAAGCUUCGUGUAUGUGGACUUUGCAUGCUAAGGAAGGACAGAACAUCCAGCUGCAUUUUCAAGACGUUGCUUUGGAGGCGUCUUAUGACAUUUUAGAAGUUCGGGAUGGCGUAGAGCCCAAUUCUGAAUUAUUAGCUGUCUUUACCGGGGAUCGAUCCUUCCCGGAUCUUUUCUCAAAAGCCUCCCAGAUGACCGUCCUGUUUUUCACUGACUCCUCAGGGAGUGAGAGAGGAUUUCUAGCCAACUUCAGCACCGGCUUUCAUCUCGGUCGACCGGAGCCGUGUCCGACUGGCCAGUUUAAGUGUGGCUCUGGCGAGUGUGUGUCUGCUGCCGGCGUGUGUGAUGGUGUAAAACAUUGUCCUGACGGCUCUGAUGAAGCAGACUGUGUGCAUCUAAUAACAGAUAAUGUCACCGAUGAUAGUCGACUAAGAGUUCAAUUCCAAGAUCAUUUUCACACGGUCUGCUCUCAGAACUGGACUAGAGGACUAUCAAUGUUCUUUUGUCGCUACUUGGGCUACAGGGGGGGAUAUCAUACAUUAUUAAAGAUUAAGGAUGGAGAUGCUCCCUUUACUACGGUUGGUCUGAAUGCUAAUGGCACAUUGGAACUGAAACCAAGUGAGAAAUGUGUCAGUGAGAAAAUUGUUUCGCUAUACUGUGACAAUUUCCCAUGUGGUCUCCGUAAGGUGCCCUUAAAAAGCGACACUGACAAGACUCCAGGAAGGGUGGUGGGAGGUCAGGACGCUCAGAAAGGGGCGUGGCCAUGGAUAGUGUCUCUGCAUUGGCAGGGGGGUCACGUUUGUGGAGCCUCGUUGAUUGACAGCGAAUGGUUGGUUACAGCCGCACAUUGUGUUUAUGGGAAGAACGUUCAUCUGUCAAACUGGGUAGCUGUUUUGGGUCUUCACGCUCAGUUUGGUACGGAUGAGUCCCACAGACAAUACCGUACGAUCGAUAAGAUUUUUAUGAACCAACAUUAUAACAGGAGGACAAAGGAUUCUGACAUCGCCCUCAUGCAUUUACAGACGCCUGCCAACUUCUCAGAUUAUGUUCAACCCAUCUGCGUACCGGAACGCAGGACACUAUUUAAAGAAGGCACAAAGUGUUUCAUAGCUGGUUGGGGAAGACUUUCUGAAGGCAAUUCAGUAGCUAAUGUGCUACAGGAGGCUGUUGUACCGCUCAUAAACAACACACAGUGUCAGCGGUGGCUGCCGGAGUACAACAUCACAGAUCAGAUGGUGUGUGCUGGGUAUCCUGAAGGUGGUGUGGACACCUGUCAGGGGGAUUCUGGAGGUCCACUAAUGUGUGUGGAGGACAACCUUUGGGCCACUCUUGUGGGGGUGGCAUCUUUUGGAAGAGGCUGCGGACAACCACAGAGUCCUGGUGCAUAUGCGUACGUCAAUCCUUAUGUUGAGUGGAUUGCAGAGACACGACGUCUCUACUCAGAAUGGAAUGGUCAAUAAAUAUAAAGGAAAGUUGCACAAUAAAUUAAUUGUUUCCUAUGUGCUUCUGGACAUGUGAGGCCUCAAGAGUCUUGUUCUCCCAACUACCUGACUUGGUGUUUUCUGUGAUGUGUGAACUUUGAAGAGUUUCUUAUGAAAACGCAAAUGUUAAUGUGUAUUUUUAUGUAACCGAUAGUCAUCAAAUUAAAAAACAGAUGUGUUAAUUUUAGAUGUAAUAUCUUGAAAUGUAAU
Messenger RNA from Triplophysa dalaica, 3402 nucleotides. It is a transcript of the gene tmprss15, whose product is annotated as transmembrane serine protease 15. Gene Ontology annotation, cellular component: membrane. The transcript has 25 exons. Gene Ontology annotation, biological process: proteolysis. Gene Ontology annotation, molecular function: serine-type endopeptidase activity; protein binding. NCBI's taxonomy places the organism in Eukaryota, Metazoa, Chordata, Actinopteri, Cypriniformes, Nemacheilidae. Bases 94 to 3171 code for a protein of 1025 amino acids. The record is from RefSeq and is a predicted model, not a curated record.